Emiliania huxleyi CCMP1516 is the source of this 1221-nucleotide messenger RNA. RefSeq lists its product as hypothetical. The coding region runs from base 1 to 1221 and encodes 406 amino acids. NCBI's taxonomy places the organism in Eukaryota, Haptophyta, Isochrysidales, Noelaerhabdaceae. The record is from RefSeq and is a predicted model, not a curated record. Gene Ontology annotation, molecular function: peptidase activity. Gene Ontology annotation, biological process: proteolysis. The transcript is spliced from 3 exons.
AUGUCGUGUCAUGUCGGCGCCGCCACUCCAACGUGCGACGAAAUCACUCCGGACCUCUGCGAGCUGCGGCAGACGAACGACUCCCUGGUCGUCAAAGGGCUUCGGCUGAACUACUGGAGGUUUGAGGCCUCGCCGCCGUCUGGCCUGGCAAACGAAAGGCUUCCUAUCGUGAUGGUGCAUGGCGGGCCGGGCUGGUCGCACGACUACCUUUUGCCGCUCAAGCAGCAAGCCUGCCGCGGCAGGACAGUCUAUUUCUACGACCAGGUCGGCGCGGGCGUGAGCGAGCGGCCGGCGUCUGCAAAGGCGAGCGCGCCGCACCUCUUUGACAUCGACUACUAUCCGGAGGAGCUUGCGGCACUGAUCCGCCACCUCGGCCUGCGCCGCUUCCACGUGCUCGGCUCCUCGUGGGGCACCAUCGUGGCGCAGCUCUUCGCUCUAGGACCGAACAGCGGCGGGCUCGCCGGCCUCGUCCUCUCGGGUCCGCUCAGCGACGCGACGCUGUACAUCCGGAGCCAGUGGGACCCGACGGAGGGCAUUGUCGGCGCCAUGCUGCCGGCCUUCGCCCAGCGGAGACUGCGCGCCCUCGACGCGGCUCGCGACUUCGGCUCGGCCGAGUACCGCGCGCUCGCCAAGGCUAUGAGGGCGCGCUUCACCGUGCGCACCUACCCUCCGCCGGACUGCUACACGAGGGCGUCGGGCCUGAUGAACGACGAGAUCUACGUCGGCAUCCAGGGCGCGUCCGAGUUCACCAUCGGCGGCGUGCUCGCGGGGUGGAACAUCACGGCGCGGCUGCCGGCCCUUGGCGCGCUGCCAACGCUGCUCACUGCGGGCAGGUUCGACACGAUGCGGCCGCCGCUGCUGCGCGCGAUGGCGGCGGCGAUCCCAAACAGCCGCACUCUCGUGCUGCCGCACUCGGGGCACUGCUCGAUGAUCGACGACCCAAAGCUGAUGAACGACGGGGGCCGCUGCAAGGGCGUGGGCUACACGGUGCCCACGGGCUCGCAGGCGAUCCCCUUUUGCUGCACCGUCCAAGGGUUCAAAAGGCCGCCCCUCUCGUCGGGCGCGAGCGUGCUGCAGUCGGCCGUGGCUGGGGGGCGGAGGGAGCCGCUCGCUCUGCCGCCGCUGCUCGCGUGGGGAGGCCUCCUGCUCUGGGUCGGCGUUUGGCUGGGCCGGCGGUACGAGCGGAGGCGCUCUGGCCGGGCGGCGAGGGACAUUCUGUAG